AUGUUUUCUUCGGGCUCGGGCGAUGCCAAAGGGCGGCAGACAUCGGGCGGCAAGUCGUCCUUCUUCUCGCGCCGUCACCACAAGGACAAGCACAACGAACACGUGCCUGACAGUCCCUCGCUGCCAUCGAACUGGUCGCAAAAUCCCCUACCACCUGUGCCUCCUCCGCACCAACAACAACAUCAGUAUCAGCAGCCUCCUUCAUCGUCGCAUUCGCAUUCUUCGCGUCACUCUAUCGACCAUGGCGCUGGCCUCAUGACCGCCAUUCCCUACGACAGCGUACAGCGAGAUACCAGGUCGCCAGUACGUGUUGAUUACCUACCAGAGAACAACUCACAACUGCCUGCUCCGCCACGGCCGCCGCAACAUGCAUCGCAAUACUCGCUGGCCAGUACCGGUCGGACAAGCUCUUACGAAAACUCGAUACACUCGCAGUAUGACCAAUAUCCUGCUUCGGACAGGGCCAGCGUACGCUCUAGUCACAGCCAUCGCACGUCGAUAUCCAUGCACCCCCAACAUUCGCCGUCUUCGUUCCCAAAUAUGUCGCUCGACUCGACCACCCUUCUACCACAAUUAGCUCCUUCAUCCACUCGUGGAUCUCAACAGAACGGCUUUCUUAGCGCCAAUCAGCCGUCAGCCUUCAGUUCUACCGCAUCCUUCACGCCCGAUGGAUUCAAUCUACAACGACCGUCUGACGACCGCAUCAUCGAAAAGGAGUUUUUGGAACUCAUGCACAAGCGUGGGUGGAAGAGUUUGCCUGAACAGGCACGAAGACAGAUGGAAGCAUACCCUAUAAACAAGAAAUGGACUUUGGUGCAUCAGGACAGACUGGCCGAGUGGCAGGGCGAACAAAAGAGACGCAUGCACGCGAGGUCAACAAUCAACGCAGACUCAAGUCUGGGUAUACUCGGCCGCGCGGAUGAGGAAGGGAGUCCAGAAUGGUAUGUUCGCAAAGUUCUCGACAACUCGAUCAGCGCGAAGCAAUUGCAAAGUUUGUCCGUCAGUCUGCGUACCCAGCCUAUAGGAUGGGUCAAGGCAUUUGUGGAAGCACAGGGUCAAGUUGCCUUAGCAAACGUGCUCGGCAAAUACAAUCGCAAGCAGACGACAGGCCCGACAAAUCCCACAGUUAACGACAAGGAUUUGGACCGCGAAUACGAUAUUGUCAAAUGUCUAAAAGCAUUGAUGAACAACAAGUACGGAGCGGAUGAUGCUCUCGAACACGCUCCUAUCGUUAAUGCCCUCGGCGCAUCCCUUAUAUCUCCUCGACUCAACACGAGAAAACUCGUCAGUGAAGUGCUCACCUUCUUGUGUCAUUGGGCAGAAGGACGCGGCCACCAAAAGGUUCUCCAAGCUCUGGACUCGCUUAAGUCUACGCAAGGAGAAAAUGGCCGCUUCGAUGCUUGGAUGCGCAUUGUCGAGGUCACCGUUGACGGUAGAGGCAAGAUGGGUAGCUUGGUCGGAGCCAGUGAUGAGGUCCGCAGUGGUGGUAUUGGUAUGGAGAACUUGCUCAUGGAAUAUGCGGUCGCAUCUCUGUUCCUCGUCAACAUGAUUGUUGAUGCGCCAGAGAGAGAUUUGCACCUACGAUGCCAUAUUCGCGCGCAGUUCACAGCAUGCGGCAUCAAGCGUAUCCUCAACAAGAUGGAGCAGUUCCAGUACGAUAUCAUCGACAAGCAAGUUGAGAGAUACCGGGCGAACGAGAUCAUCGAUUAUGAAGAUUUGCUCGAAAAGGAGAAUCAAGUUGAUGGUCAAGAUCCAGAACCUCAGGAUUUGAACGACCCUGUGCAGAUUGUCCAGGCAAUCAUGUCCAAGGUGGACGGAAGUCACUCGGCAGAUUACUUCGUAUCUUCUUUGCAGCAUUUGUUGCUUAUCAGAGAUAACGAGGCUGAGGACAGGCUUCGCAUGUUCCAGCUUGUGGACGCCAUGUUGAGUUAUGUAGCCAUGGACAGGCGGUUACCUGAUAUGGACCUCAAGCAGAGUCUCAACUUUACUGUUCAGAGUUUGAUGGACAAGCUGUACACAGACUCUGAAGCUCGACAAGCGAGAGAUGAAGCCUUGGAAGCUCGUCAGAUUGCCGAAUCGGCACUGGCUGAGCGUGAUGAAUUGAGAGCUCAACUUGAGCUUGGUGCCGAUGGCUUAGUCAAGAAGCUCACCCGCCAGCUCGAAGAGCGCGAUUCGGUCGUCCAGAUUCAACAACGCCAAAUCGAAAGUCUUAAAGCAGAAUUGGCAGAAGUUCAGCGUGUCAGAGCUUUGGAGCUGCAACGCAACGAGCUUGAGACCAGAGAGCUGUAUCUUAUGCUGCGUGAUGCUCAAGAUAUUGCGGCGUCCUCAGCAAAGAAUGGAACCAAGAAUGGUACAGUUGCUGAUCCUGUCCAGAUGCAAGGCAUUCUGGAUCGUGAAAGGCUCAUGGACCGCUUGGAGAUGCAGCUUGAGAGAGCAAAGACACAGGCAAAACUUGAAGGCAAAGUCUGGCAACAGGUUGACCCCUCAGACAAGCUUCGUGAGUUGCGUGAGAAGAUGGAUGGCCCAGGUGGACCGACCAGUGCGAUUCCUGAUAGCUUGCCCGAUGGCUAUAUCGGAAGUGUUUCCAGGACACAAAGAGGCGGCAUCACUCGCAAGCCACUUCCUAGUCAAUCUCAACAAGAUGGUGACGAGUCUCUGGAUGAAGACGAUGAAGAUGCUACUGUUUAUGAGAAGCCUCGCAUUGUUGAGAUGAAGCGACCAAAGAUUAGCUCUGCUCACGCUCAGGCUGGUUAUCUUAACGACAUUGUUAGUAAGGUCCGCCGUAUUGACGCAAGCGAUGACGAAGAGGACCGCACAGUCACUGGUCCUUCAGGCUCUAGGAACGUCUCCUCCCAGUCUAGACAUGUAUCGUCGCAGUCCAGACACGUCUCCUCUCAUUCGAGAAAUGGCUCUGCCCAGCACGUUAGAAAUCCUUCUGCUCAGCAUGUCAGAAAUCCUUCUGCUCAGCUCGUAGCAGAUGGCGAGCCCAAAUUCGACGGCGCAAUCCCACCACCUCCUCCACCUAUGCCAGGCUUUAAUGGAGCAGAAGCUCCGCCGCCACCUCCCAUGCCUGGUUUCAAUGGUGCUCCUCCACCUCCACCUCCGAUGAUGCCAGGGUUCAGCGGAGCAGCUCCUCCUCCGCCUCCCCCCACCGCCAGGAAUGGCUGGAUUCUCUACUGGUGGUCCACCACCGCCACAAAUGCCUGGUUUCUCUGGUCCACCUCCCCCUCCUCCGCCAGGUAUGCCUGGGUUCUCUACCGGCGCUCCUCCCCGCCUCCACCUAUGCCUGGCUCUCCCAUGCCUGGAUUUGGUGGUCCACCACCUCCCCCUCCACCAGGCAUGCCAGGCAUGACAGCUGGAGGACCUCCGCCACCACCUCCCCCGCCAGGAGCGCCUCCAAUGCCUGGAGCCAGACGAGGUGGAUUCUUGCCUCAAGCUCAAUAUGCAGCUACCUCUACCAUUGGUAUGGGUGUUGCAAGACCCAAGAAGAAGCUCAAGGCUUUGCAUUGGGAGAAAAUUGAUGCUUCAGAAUUCACCAUGUGGGCUUCACACGCACCUACACAUGAGGCGAAGGAAGAGAAGUACGCCGAACUUAGUAAGAAGGGUAUCCUGGAUGAGAUUGAACGUCUCUUCAUGGCCAAGGAGAUCAAAGCAAUCGGCAAGAAGGAGAAGAAGAGCGACAAGAAACAGAUCAUGCCUAGUAACUUGAUGCAGACUUUCCAGAUCUCUUUGGCUGUCUUUUCACAACGGCCGUUGGAAGACGUUGUCCGCAUGAUCAUACAUUGCGACAAGGAAGUGUUGGACAGUCCUGUCGUCAUGGACUUCUUGCAGAGAGAAGACCUGUGUACCAUUCCUGACAAUACUUCAAAGCUCAUGGCACCUUACAGCAGAGACUGGACUGGACCAGACGCGCUCAAAUCAGCAAGAGAGCAAGACCCUUCAGAACUGACUCGCGAGGACCAGAUUUACCUCUACACAGCCUUCGAGUUGCAUCACUACUGGAAGGCUAGAAUGAGAGCAUUGGCUUUGACCAAGAGCUUCGAGCCAGAAUAUGACGAAGUCUCAGACAAGCUGAAGAUGGUGUGCAACGUUUCAGAAUCACUUCGUGACUCUGUUCGCUUGAUGCCCGUCUUUGGUCUCAUUCUCGAUAUCGGUAACUACAUGAACGACUCCAACAAACAAGCCAUUGGUUUCAAGCUUAGUUCGCUCGCCCGUCUUGGUAUGGUCAAGGNNGAUGAUAAGAACGAGUCUACCUUGAUGGAUUAUGUCGAGCGUGUCGUACGAAGGCAGUAUCCUCAAUGGGAAGGCUUCACUGAAGACAUUGGUGGCGUUGUUGUUGCUGCCAAGUUGAACGUGGACCAGCUAAUGGUUGAUGCUAAGAAGUAUAUCGACAACGUCAAGAACGUGCAAAUGUCCUUGGAUGCUGGUAAUCUCAGCGACCCACGCAGGUUCCAUCCAGAGGAUAGAGUCAGUCAAGUGGUUCAAAGAUCAAUGAAGGAAGCGAGAAGGAAGGCAGAACAGAUGGAGUUGUACCUCGAGGAGAUGAAGAGGACAUACAACGACAUCAUGACCUUCUUUGGCGAUGACAACCAAGACGAAUCGGCGAGGAGAGAAUUCUUCUCCAAGCUGGCUAAUUUCGUCAACGAGUAUAAGGUGAGUUUGAUCAAACAUGUUGUGACCGCUGAACUUGUUACUGACGUCUGCAUUAGANAAUCGCACGAGAAGAACACUGCUCAGGAGGAGACACAACGUCGCAAUGAAGUCUCAAUGCGUCGUAAAGCUCAAGCACAAUCUGCCCUCGAGAAGGCCACUGCAGACCCGUCCGCCCCUCCUUCACCCGCUUCGCAAGGUGCCAUGGAUACGUUGUUAGAGAAGCUUCGCGCCGCCGCUCCUGCUACUAGAGAUACAAGAGACCGCCGACGACGAGCCCGUCUAAAUGAGCGUCAUCAACGCCGCGUAGCUUCUGGUCAACAGAUGCCUGAGAUUGCUGGAGUAACAUCGCCUACAGACGAUGCAACCCUCCUCUCACCAACUUCAGAUAACGCGCCCGAGCGUCCUUCAACUUCAGACAGCACAACACUGUCUCCUCAUGUCGAAGAGAACGACAAGGGUGCCAUCAGCGAAGGAGAAGAUGUGGCAGAUCGAGCAGCAAGUCUUCUACUUGGCCUUCGAGGUAGCACUGGCGACAAUGACGAACCAGCUCUUCCUCGUGACAGUGAGAACCUUCGUGUUCGCCGCCGUCGUGACCACGCAGACAGCGAACGUGAGCGCCGCCGCCGAAGACGCGCACCAGGUACCAGCACCGCUUCAACAGAUGGACGUCCCCAGACUGGCAUCAGCGAGGCUAGUGCCGACCAUCAUGACGACGACAACAAGUCCGAGAUUGGCGACGCCAAAUCAGAUGCCGGAACUGGGGAUGUCGACGAUGGUCUGAAGAUCGAUCUCCAACUCAUGACCCCCAUAACAAGUCCAGCAUUGACGUCUCCACCCAUCACUAUUGUUAGCCCACCUUCACCCACCACGACUGCAGAGAGACGGGAAGUCAGCACGCCACUCGGCAGUCCCAGGUUAUCAUAA
This is a messenger RNA of Aureobasidium musti, 5577 nucleotides long. The record is from the annotation of a GenBank genome assembly. NCBI's taxonomy places the organism in Eukaryota, Fungi, Ascomycota, Dothideomycetes, Dothideales, Saccotheciaceae.